Exophiala xenobiotica is the source of this 1602-nucleotide messenger RNA. RefSeq lists its product as uncharacterized. The coding region runs from base 1 to 1602 and encodes 533 amino acids. The record is from RefSeq and is a predicted model, not a curated record. The transcript has a single exon. NCBI's taxonomy places the organism in Eukaryota, Fungi, Ascomycota, Eurotiomycetes, Chaetothyriales, Herpotrichiellaceae.
AUGGCUGGCUAUUUUGGAAACAGGGACAUGCCCUUUGGGGCCCCUGUCACAUCGCCUGUGCUUGAUCAGGCACAAAGCCAACUCAACACAGCGCAGAUGAGCCACGCCCAGAUCCAGCAGGAGCUGCAAAACCUGAUGCAGUAUCGAGCCACGACACCGAUGUCGGUGAUUGAAGGCCAACAGAGAGACCAGGAGAUGUCGGAUCUUCAGGUGCGAUUGACACAGAUGGAGGAUGAGAUGAGGGGGUUGCGAGAUACAAUUACUCGCCAACAAGCCACCAUAAGAAACCAGAGCGCGGCCAUUUCAAACCCGAGGCAAUUCUACCCUGCACCAAAUACCACACCAGGUGGUUUUGUAGAUAUUCAAUCACAGGGACCAAUGCACGGUCACCAUGCCAGCAUGCAGAUGCCUCCGCCGCCGCCACCGUUCUUCAACCACGGCACCCCGAUCCAUGUUCAACAAACGAACCAACCUCCUCCACAUAUGAGAUCAAUCCACGAUCAGAAUCCGCACACUGGCAAUACUCAAAGCCAGCAGUGGAAUACACCAAUGAACCAACAACCAGGCGUACAAGGUCAGCCACUGCACCAGACGCCGUUCCAUCCACAUGGCCCAACAAGUGUCAAUCAAUUUGGGUCUCCUGAAGCGAGACCACCAUUCAACACGAACAUUGGACCAUACGGAACGCCGAACGACCGCAGCCAAGGUUCAAGCAACCCGACAUCGGGACAGAGAAGUGGCCAAGGCACACCAGGCCACGCACUUAUGCAGCAGCCAGACAAUUCCAUGGCUCUUGUCCCAGCACCCGCAGUCAUAGAGAAUCCCACCACGGUCAAGGACCAGUGUGAACUCGUCUUCGGGAUGGCAGAGAAGUUUGGAUGGUCACAUGUCAAUUUCCCAAGCUCACACAAGGAUAAACUCAUCCCACAAGCCAUCAAAGACCGACUGCUCCAGACUGCGGCACCGGCACAAGCAUUUCCGCUCAUGACUUCCCCAGCGACUCGCUUCCUGUUGGUAGCCAAGGUCAUCAAUCAGUGGGUUCAGCGGAACGUUCUCAAGGCAGACAGCUUCCGAGGCUUCGACACCGAAUGCGACACCAACAUCGACCGGAACCGGAACCAGAUCUACCAGUCAACGCCGGCACAAGUCAAGUACCAACUGCUCAACAACAUUGCAGCACAAAUGCAAGUGAUGAAGCAGAAGCCCGGCUUUGGAACCUUUGUCGACAAUCUGGCACGAAGCCGUGGCAAUGAACUCUGGAAGAUCGUGCAGCCACUGAUGCAUGUCAAGACCAGCCGGGACUGGGAAGACAUGCACUGGCUCAUGAACGAAGCACACAACCUGGCCAUCAUGAUGUACUCGGGCCCAGACCAAUACCGCUUCGAGACACCACAGGCUGGUCAAUUCUUCAAGAGCGGAGAUAUGGUACCGAAAGAUCCAUAUCCCAACAUUGCCACACAUGAGCAACUGGAAGCAAGAGGGGUCAGGGUCAAGCUUGGAAUUUCACCUCAUGUCAUUGUCAAGACUAGCACGCCUUUAGGGCUAGUCAGCGAGAGCACAGUCGUGCGAGCGGUUGUGUUGCUGGACGCAACAUGGAAAUAG